AAUGCCCCUUCCGUGCCGGGCACCGUCCGGUCCGCCCCGACUGCGGCAGCGCAGUUGGAGAGCGGGUUCAGUGGGGAGUGUCUGCGCUCUCCGCGCGGUGGAUAACCCAACAUCGGGACCUCAGACACAUACGAUAGCAAGUUCAGCCAGAUAACGCGACAGAUAGCGGGAGACCUUCCAAGUUCUAACACCAUUCGGCCGACCAGCCGCGAUGGGGUGCUGCUGCGUGUUUUUGUUGUCCGUGUCGCUACUGGCGAUGUCCGGCACCCUGCUGGGGGUCGGGGUCAGCCGGCUCGCCGACACCGAGGCGCUGGCCGUGGCGCGGCUGGACGGCGGGCAGUGUAUCUGGGCAGACUUCUGUGUGUCGAGCGACGUCUGGACGACCGUGUUUGGCGGCGCCGGCUUGCUGCUGCUGCUGCUCAGCCUCCUGUCGUGCCAGUCUAAGCUACUGCUCGCCGGCAUGCUACUGCUGCUGGCGUUCUUUUUCGUGGCUGCUCGUCUGGAUGACAUCACUGGUGAACCUGCCGGCGGGACGCUGGACCACGUCACCGCUACCAUGAACGCCUCGCUGGAGCAGUACCGGAACAACUCGUCCACGGCGCGCGACUGGGACCACGUGCAGCGAGCGCUGCGCUGCUGCGGACCCACCGGCGCCGCCGACUGGGCGCCAGUGCUCGGCAACGGCACGGUGCCCGACUCGUGCUGCGAGCGGGCCGCGGCGGCCAACUGCAGCGGCGCAGAGGGCUCGUUCAGCGCCGGCUGUGCGCCGGCCGUGCAGGCGCUGGUGGCUGGCCAGAGGCGCUGGUCCGUGGCGCUGGCCACGGCUACCGCCAGCCUGCUACUGCUGCUUAUCAUCGUGAUGCUGAGCGGCGCAGUGUGUGACGGUGACGUAGAGUCACAGGCACCACUGAUCGUCAGGCGCACGCAGGCGGAUCUCGACAACCACGCCAACCAGUUGAAUCCCAACAACUGGCGCUUCAAGCCCAAGCUUCGCGGCCGGUGAACGCCACCUUUGAGAUCGUUCGUCAGCAGGUUACGACUAAUGACUGGCUUGCUUUGUCAGUAGCGGCCCUAUAUACGGCCUUGGUAGCGGCGGAACACCUUCAAUUAAGGGGGGGGGAGGGGCACUGCCGACUUGUGGUCCCAUUCUUUCCACGCAACGCCCAUAGGGCUAAUGUUGGGCUAAUGUUAAAAUGCCAAAAUCAAAGGGGGGCACGGUGCCCCGGUGCCCUCCCCGUUCCGCCGCCUGUGUCCUUUGUAUUGCAGCCACAUCAUGCUUGCUUACCAGGCACCGUAUCGGUACAGGCUAUAACGGGAUAUUUAUUAUUUGACUUCGAGAAGAUGUCAGAUAUUUGUUUUGCGAUGCGCAGUGCGAUGUUGGUCACCGUCAUAUGAUGCCCAGAUUUGGUGUUUUGGAUAGUUAAUAAAUACCCUAGCUGA
Messenger RNA from Amphibalanus amphitrite, 1440 nucleotides. Its product is annotated as tetraspanin-9-like. The transcript has 3 exons. Bases 212 to 1003 code for a protein of 263 amino acids. The record is from RefSeq and is a predicted model, not a curated record. Lineage: Eukaryota; Metazoa; Arthropoda; Thecostraca; Balanomorpha; Balanidae. Gene Ontology annotation, cellular component: membrane.